GUUUUCCGGAAAGUUGUAAACAUUGCGAGAAAUAAAAAUAAAAUCAAGAAAAAAGAUGUCAUCAGACGAAGAAAGUUUUAGUGAAGUUAAUCCAUUAGCUCACAAGAAGCUUCUGUCAGAAAUUAAUGAUAUUGUAAAGUUUCAACAUAUAAAGAAGCCAGUGAGAAAUGAGCCAAGUGUAAAGAAUUCGGAAUUUCAUCUUGUAAAAUCAAAAUCUUUAACCGAGGAUAAUGAAGAAGAAUCAAAGAAAACAAGUAAGAAAAGUGUUUCAAUUUCUUCAAUCGCUCAAACUGUACAGAAAAAUACAAAACAAAAAGAAGUAGCUAAACAAUUAAAGAAUGCAUUUAAGCAUAAAAAUGUUCUCGUAAAACCACUUGAGAAAGUUCACGCUGAUCGUAUUCAAAGGACAAUUGCUUAUGAUAACACUAAAGCAAAAUUGGCAAGAUGGGAUGCUGUAGUCACCAAAAAUCAACAUGCUGAUCAAUUGGUUUUUCCGCUAGACUUUGAAAAAUCAAAAUUUAAAAGCAAAACAGAUCAUGAUGUGACACAAUUUCGAUUUAAAACACAAAUAAUGAAAGAUAUUGAAGAAAUUCACAAUGAAUGCUUUCCAAAACCUUCAGAACCGGAAUAUGAUGAUACACAAACUGAAAUGUUGACACUCGAAGAAAUGCAACAGCGGCGUAAAGAAUUAAAUCGUUUGAAAUUGAAAGAAUCACAAAAAAUCGCUAAAAAACGAAUGCAAGGCAAGAUUAAAAGCAAGAAAUAUCACAAACUUAAAAAAAGAGAAGAACUUAAAAAGAAAAUGAAAGAAUUUGAAGAAUUGAAAGCAGCAAAUCCUGAAGCAGCUCUUAAGGAGUUGGAAAAGAUUGAAAAGCAACGCGUUCAAGAACGAACCACGUUAAGACAUAAAAAUACUGGAACUUGGGCUAAGAAUCUAAAAGUUCGUGCAAAAUAUGAUGAAAAUGUCAAACAAGAUUUAGAAGUCCAACUUGCUUUAGGACGUGAACUUACACAAAAGCAACAAAAUAUUGAAUCAAGUGAUUCAGAAGAUGAAGAAAUGGUAACAAUUACCAAUGAGAAUGAAAAUCCUUGGUUAGGUGGUGAGAAGUCGUCUGCUGACCCUCUUGAUGAGAUCUUCAGUGGAUACAAAAAGUUCUGGGAUGAAUAUAAUUCAAAUGUAAAGCAAGUGAAAAAGAUUAAAGAAAGUUACAAAGAGAAAGACGAAAAAGUUGAAUCUGACGAUGAAGAGAAGGAAGUUUCUGAGAAAGAAGACGAAGACGUGGAAUCAGAAGCCUCUGAAACAGAAGAUGAAGACAAGGAAACAGAAGACGAGGAAAAUUCAAGUGAAGAAGAUCCAUCGAGCUUCAUUAACGAUCUCUUUGAUGAAGCUGAAGAAAAAGUCACAAAAAAUAUGGACGAGAAAUUGAAAAAUCUGAAACCAAAACUUCUCGAAAAUGAAAAGAAGGGAAAAAAGAUGAAAAAGAAACGAAAAGUGAAUGCAAAAGAUUCAAGUUACUUGCAGUUUGAGAAGAAAGCGAGGCUUGGUGAUAUUGAUGAAGGUUUAAUUGAAGGCGACAUUGAUAAUGAUGAUAAUAAUGAGAAAGGAACAGCUCGAGCUCGUUCGAAGCAAUUAUUGAAGGAAGUUAAAAAGAUGAAGGAGAAAAAGGCGAAACUUUUUGAAGAAAUAAAUCCAGACAGCUUCUUGAAUGUAAAAUCGAAACAUUUAAUUACAGCACUUCCUAAAUCACAAGAUUUCGAUGACAUUGACGAAGACGAUGACGUCAAAGAACUUACGAAAGCUAACAAAAUGAGUCUCGUUGAAGCAUUUGCGAAUGAUGACAUUGUCAAUGAUUUUGAGCAAGAAGUUGAAGACGAAGAGAAGAAAAGAUUGGGAAAUGAAGAUUUGGGACUUCCUGGAUGGGGAAAUUGGGCUGGUCAUGGAGUGAAAGAGAAGAAGAAAAGAUUCGAGAAGAAACUUCCAGACAUCAAGAAGAAACCACGAAUUAUCAUCAACACAAAUCCCAACGAGAAACUUCAGAAACAUCUCAUCUCGUCAAUUCCAUUUCCAUUUAAAUCAAUUCAAGAUUUUGAAAUGUCAAUGCGUUUGCCUAUCGGUCGUGAUUUCAUUCCUGAAACUGCUCAUCGUAAGCUCACAAUGCCAAGUGUCGUGACGAAGGCUGGAACUGUCAUCGAACCAAUGUCCGAAGAGAUUUUAGUGAAGAAUCAAGAAAUUAAAAACAAAUUCAUUAAAAGAAAUAAGCGGAAGGGCAAAAAAUUGAGAAAAUGAAUUUUAUUCUGUUUUUAAAAAUAAUUAAAUAAAGAUUUUUUUUUAUCUUAGUACUGAUGAUCAGCAGCUAUUAACUUCUUACAUUUUUCAAUAUUUCCAGCUUGCAAUUCCAGAUAAAAAUCGAGCAUUUUCAAACGAUGAAAGAUAAUUGGAUGACGAAUGAUGUUGAACAGUUUAACACGCGCCAAGUCAUAAUCGCCACGCAUGACUAAAGAUGUGAUAAAAUUAUAACCGAAUAUUGCGUGGGCCUUUUCAAGUGUGUUGAUGUUCCAAUCUGGGGAUGAACUCAUCUCAAAAUCAUCACUUUUAAGUUCACUCAUAAUCUUCGGAUCGAGAUAAUUUAUCGCGUCUGUCACUUUCUCAAGAAAGAUGCUCGCUUCAGCUGCAUAAAGUAAGCCAAGCAUUUUAUGAGUGUCUGGAAGAUUUUCCAGUUUUAUCAACUCAUUUGCAUACUGCAAUGCUAAAGUGUAAUCGCCGAGUGUAAGAGCGACGUAACUUGAAGCUGUUAAAAUGUGAAUCUUCAAUUUAUCGAUCGCCGUCUUUGUCAAUGGUUUCGAUGGAUUGCAAAGAAUACUUUCGUUAACUUUAUUCCAAUUAUUGCCAAACAUUGUGAAAGUUUCAUUUUUAAUGUUGCUUGUGCCUUGUUUGUCACUAUCAAAACCAUUUGCUAAUUGCGAGUAGUAAUUAAUAAGUGUCAAAGCAUUUCUUAAACAAAGUGAAGCAAAUUCAAGAUUUGGACUUGGAAUUGCUGACGAUCCUGGCUCGUCAUUCACAUAUUUUUGGGGAGUUGGUGUGAUGAUAAAUUUCCGAUGCAUUCCACUUCCAAUAAUGGAUGAAACGAUAUUUUUAUUUUGCGAUUCUUGUUCUUUUAGAUGUUGUUUGUGAACCAUGAUGCAAGCUUCAGCUAAACGCAACCAUAAUUUCGGAUUUUUAUGGUAAAUAUUGAGAGGAACAAGAAGACAAUCGAAAGCAUCUUUAGGACGUUGUAAAUACAACAAAGCAAUUCCAAGAUUAUAAAGAAUAUCUUGUCGCUUUGUUGCUCCAAUGCAAUGCAUUGGAAGUUGAUUCCCAUGCUCUUUCUUAACAGAUUCGAUUGCCUUCUGAUCGAAGAUUAAUGCUUGUUGAAAGAAUCUCACUGCUAAUGCAUAAUGUUUCACACUGAAAUGUAUCAAUCCCAUAUUGUUUGCAAUACAAACAUUUUGAUCUUCGCCAUUUUUUGGAACUGUUAUCAACUCAUUUUUAAAUUGCUUUGCAAGUUCUCGUGAUGCCAUUUGAAAAUCAUUGCCAA
This is a messenger RNA of Clunio marinus, 3575 nucleotides long. The record is from the annotation of a GenBank genome assembly. NCBI's taxonomy places the organism in Eukaryota, Metazoa, Arthropoda, Insecta, Diptera, Chironomidae.